Messenger RNA from Pararge aegeria (speckled wood butterfly), 1535 nucleotides. RefSeq lists its product as uncharacterized. Gene Ontology annotation, cellular component: transcription regulator complex; nucleus. Gene Ontology annotation, biological process: regulation of transcription by RNA polymerase II. The record is from RefSeq and is a predicted model, not a curated record. Bases 606 to 1535 code for a protein of 309 amino acids. NCBI's taxonomy places the organism in Eukaryota, Metazoa, Arthropoda, Insecta, Lepidoptera, Nymphalidae. Gene Ontology annotation, molecular function: DNA binding. The transcript has 2 exons.
AGGUGAUAUUAUAGAGACGAUCGGUUACAUUUUAGUCGAUGUGGUAUGCGGUUCCAAAUCUGCCAAAUUAAAGUUGCACGUUAUACCGAAUGGGGGCCCUCCUCUCAUGGGCAGAGCUUGGAUAAAAGAAUUAAAGUUAUCUGUUAUUCAAUGUCAUAAUUUGUGUAGUGAAGACUCUAUUGCUCUUAGCCUAAAAGAGGAAUAUCCCGAAGUGUUUGCGGACGGGCUAAGCAGGCACGUUUAAAUCGCGAUUCCGUUUGCGUUUAAAAGACGACACGCCUGUGUUUGUUAAGGCGCGUGCGCUGGCGUAGCACUUCGGGAGCCGGUUGCGCGCGAACUCGAUCGCUUAGAGCCUGUCCAGAUGAGGCGUUUUACGCGCGAGUCGACGCGCGCGUAGACACUCGCGCGUUCCCGAGAUACUACAGCUACAUAUAUUCCGUCCAGAUGAUGACGCGCGUUUCCUCACUCGCGCGUAAAACGCCGGUAACGAGCGAGACUCUCGACUCGCGCGUUCUACGCGCGUAGAACGCGCGAGUCGAGGUACUCGAACGCCGUUACUGCGUCCAGUACUACGCGCGAAUCUGUAGCGAGUGGACGUACUAAAAAUGGAUAACUUCGAUACUGAACUUUUUAUAGACGAAAUUGAAAAAAGAGUAGCCAUAUGGGAUAUGGAAUCUUCAGACUAUUCCAAUAGAGUAAUAAAACGUAGGAACUGGGAAGAAAUAGUCGAAAUUUUUUGUGAACCUGGCGAUUCCCAAGAAAAGAAAAAAGCUUUAGGCAUUUCAUUGCAAAAGAAGUGGAAAGGAUUGCGUGAUGGCUUUGUUAGAGAAAUGAAGAAGAUGAAAACCACACCGUCUGGAUCAGGAGCCUCCAGCAAAGCCAAAUAUAUUUAUUUUGAACGUUUGAUGUUCCUCGAACGAUCGACACGGAAUAAAGCUACUGAAAGCAAUAUCAACACCACGUCUGUAACAGCUGAAGAACAAGAAUUUUCUGGCGAUGGGGAAGAUGUAAUGAGACCUCCGCUUAGUCAGGUGAAAAAGAAAAAAAAGCUGAACGCAGCUGAUGAAGAAUUUCUCGCCAUCAUAAACAAAAAUUUAACAUCUAGAAAUCAGCCACAGACAUCAAACCAAAUGGAGUCAGAUGAUGACAAAUUAUUCUGCAUGUCAUUACACAAGGAGCUUAUUAAAAUACCAAAGGAAAACAGACUUCAAACCAAAAUUGAAUUAAUGAAAGUGCUUCAAGCUCAACAAACCAUGUAUGAUAAACCUUCAGCUGUUCGAUCUGCCUACCAACCUUCUACACAAUAUCAUUACCAAGUAGGGCUAACACAACGUGGACAGAGAGAUUAUUUUGAAGAAACAGGAUAUAACACAACAGAAUCUUUAACAUCUUCGUUGUCCCCUGCAACUUAUAAUCGAGGUUAUUUCACUACGCCACGGAAUACUCUCGCCCAAAACACUCUUCCAACAACACCAUCACCGGCAUCUACACAAGAUUCGCAAGAAUCUGAAUUAAUGGAGCUAUACAAUAAUUAA